This is a messenger RNA of Eptesicus fuscus (big brown bat), 2380 nucleotides long. RefSeq names its product STAM binding protein (gene STAMBP). The record is from RefSeq and is a predicted model, not a curated record. Gene Ontology annotation, cellular component: cleavage furrow; endosome. Bases 502 to 1776 code for a protein of 424 amino acids. Gene Ontology annotation, biological process: protein K63-linked deubiquitination. Gene Ontology annotation, molecular function: protein binding; metal-dependent deubiquitinase activity; K63-linked deubiquitinase activity. NCBI's taxonomy places the organism in Eukaryota, Metazoa, Chordata, Mammalia, Chiroptera, Vespertilionidae. The transcript is spliced from 10 exons.
AGGGACAGGUGGGGAAAGGUCCGGGUGCCUGGGCUCUGAGCGGGGUCUGACUCAAGGGGAGCAGCCGCUGUGAGUGUGGGGCCUGGAGCCUUCGCCUCCCCCCCUGGCCCACUGCCGGGCCCGCGCGCGAGGCCCCUGCCGGCUCCCUUCCCCAGCCAGGCCCGGCGUGUCCCGGCUGCUCGCACUCAAAAGACCCGAAGACCUUGGGUGAUUUUUGUCCCGGGUUGGCAAUUUGGACUGGAGUGCCUUCAAGGUGGAGGCCUGAGGAAGUUGUCAGGAGGUCCCUGUCCACUCCCCUCCGCUCACUCCUGCUGCUGCUUUCCUCCUCCUCCUGUCUUUCCUUCUCAGCCCUUUACGACACCUUCCCCCAUUGUUUUUGCGGAUGCUGAGCUCCUCUCUGGAGAGGUGCUCGGCCCGGUGGUACCCGGCACCACUUGCUGGCCUCAGGAGGAGGUUGCAUUCGCGACUCCGAACAUCCUCUCCCCAGAGAACUUCUUGAUAAUGAUGUGUGACCAUGGAGACAGAAGCCUCGCUCCCGAAGAUCGGGUGAGGGCUCUCUCCCAGAUGGGUAGCUCAGUGGAGAUAAAUGAAGACAUUCCGCCCCGUCGGUACUUCCGCUCUGGAGUCGAGAUGAUCCGAAUGGCAUCCAUUUACUCCGAGGAAGGCAACAUUGAACAUGCCUACAUUCUCUAUAACAAGUAUAUGACGCUCUUUAUUGAGAAACUACCAAAACAUCGAGAUUAUAAAUCGGCUGUUAUUCCUGAAAAGAAAGACACGUUAAAGAAAUUAAAUGAGAUUGCAUUUCCCAGAGCAGAACAGCUGAAGGCAGAGCUGUUAAAACGAUAUACCAAAGAAUACACAGAACAUAAUGAAGAAAAAAAGAAGGAAGCAGAAGAAUCUGCCCGGAACCGGGCCAUCCAGCAGGAGAUGGAAAAGGAAAGACAGAGGGUGGCACAACAGAAGAAGCAACAGUUGGAGCAGGAACAGUUCCAUGCCUUUGAGGAGAUGAUCCGGAACCAAGAACUAGAAAAAGAGCGGCUGAAAAUUGUACAGGAGUUUGGGAAGGUGGACCCUGGCCUAGGCGGCCCACUGGUGCCUGACUUGGAGAAGCCCGCCCUAGAUGUGUCCCCCAUGGCACCUGUUGCAUCCACACAGCCUUUAGACUAUAAUACAACUGUGAAGCCUGCCAAGCCACCUGUGGUGGACAGGUCCUUGAAACCUGGAACAUUGAACAACUCAGAAACUCCUACAAUUGGUGGGCUGCGCCACAUGGUGGUGCCCGGGAGGCUCUGCCCACAGUUUCUCCAGCUCGCCAGCGCCAACACUGCACGGGGAGUAGAGACGUGUGGAAUUCUCUGUGGAAAACUGAUGAGGAAUGAAUUUACCAUCACCCACGUUCUCAUCCCCAAGCAAAGUGCUGGGUCCGAUUAUUGCAACACGGAGAACGAAGAAGAGCUUUUCCUCAUACAGGACCAGCUAGGCCUCAUCACGCUGGGCUGGAUUCAUACUCAUCCCACACAGACUGCCUUCCUCUCCAGUGUUGACCUACACACUCACUGCUCCUAUCAGUUGAUGUUGCCGGAGUCAAUAGCCAUUGUUUGCUCCCCUAAAUUCCAGGAAACUGGAUUCUUUAAACUAACUGACCAUGGACUAGAGGAGAUUUCUUCCUGUCGCCAGAAAGGAUUUCAUCCACACAGCAAGGAUCCACCACUCUUCUGUAGCUGCAGCCAUGUGACUGUUGUGGACAGAGCAGUGACCAUCACAGACCUGCGAUGAGAUUUGACCCCAACACCUGUCAAGAACUAUAAUACCACAUCAGUGUACUGUAGCCCCUUAAUUUAAACUUUCCAUAAAGCUCUGGAAGCUUUUUUAGGCAGAAUAGAAAGUGAGUAUCACCUGGGAGAGAACUCUUUCUAUUUCUGGUUUGAAAAGAAAUAUUUGGAUAUAUAUUUUUAGGCAAGUCUGGAAAAUAGCAUGAUCAUGCUAAAGCAACUUUUCAGUCUGCCUGUGACUAAGAAAUUAAUUCGAAAGAAGGGUAUAAUGAACACUAAUAUACUCUUUGUUCUAGAUUCACCGAUUGUUAACAUUUUUUUUCUUUAAGCUCUCCUAAUUUCUCUGCCAACUUGUUUAUUUUUUACCUUUGGACGAAUUAAGGGCAUCUUUGCAGAAAUUUGGAAGCCAUUCAGAAAAUCUCUGGGUUUUCCUGUGGUUUAUGGCAAUGUUAAUAAAGUUUAUUAUGAGAGCCAGGGACAGCUCACUAUGUCUGGCCAGAUGGUGAGCUUGACAACCCUGAAGGGUGAUUUUGUUGGGAAUUACUAAUACGUUAUUUAACAAAUAUUUCAGGAUAUUUUUUCCUCUACAAUAAAAAGCAAUUAACUUA